AUGAACUGUCGAUCAGAAGUCCUGGAGGUGUCAGUGGAGGGCAGGCAGGUGGAUGAGGCCAUGAUGGCUCUCCUGCACACGAUCCUUCUGCACCGCAGCACGGGUAAAUUUCACUAUAAGAAAGAAGGCACGUACUCCAUCGGUACGGUGGGAACACAGGACGUGGACUGCGACUUUAUCGACUUCGCAUUUGUGCGAGUGUCUUCAGAUGAGCUCGACAGGGUUAUUAGGAAAGCCGUGGCCGAAUUUAAGGAUGCUCUUGGCAAUUCUGGAAGUGAUGGCAUGGGUCAGAUCUCUCUGGAAUUCUAUCAGAAGAAAAAGUCACGAUGGCCCUUUUCAGAUGAAUGCAUCCCUUGGGAGGUCUGGAGCAUUAAGGUCAACGUAGUGAACCUGGCCAACGAACAGGAACGGCAGAUAUGCAGGGAGAAAGUCGGCGAGAAGCUCGGCGAGAAAGUCAUCAACAUCGUGGAGGUGAUUAACCGUCACGAGUACCUUCCCAAGAUGCCCACGCAGUCGGAGGUCGACAACGUGUUUGAUACGAGCUUGAAAGAUGUUCAGCCCUAUCUGUACAAGAUCACUUACCAUAUCACGGACUCUCUGGGCACAUCAGUUAGCACAACCAUGAGAAGACUUAUCAAAGACACUUUGGCUUUAUAAAGCAAAUGCUGCUUAUUGGACCGCUACAAUGGUUGUUGUAUAAUUCACAAGACAUGUGUUUUUAUUACUUCUGGCUAUGGUAUUGCUAAAUUGAUGUCUGGAUUUCAUUCCAGCACUUCCCUUGUAUAAUAAUGGUGUCUAAUAUAUUUGCACUACAAUAAUAUACAAUUAUUCCACAAUUACUCUUAAUAUUAUUCUAUAAAUCUUAUGUUUUUCAUUUUUUUUUUUUUGGAAAAUAAAGUCUAAUUAUGUCCACUAAUAAA
Molecule: messenger RNA, 920 nt
Organism: Misgurnus anguillicaudatus (oriental weatherfish)
Lineage: Eukaryota; Metazoa; Chordata; Actinopteri; Cypriniformes; Cobitidae
Gene: atg101
Product: autophagy related 101
Biological process (GO): autophagy; autophagosome assembly
Cellular component (GO): phagophore assembly site; Atg1/ULK1 kinase complex
Molecular function (GO): protein kinase binding
Source: RefSeq, a predicted model, not a curated record